This is a messenger RNA of Medicago truncatula (barrel medic), 3155 nucleotides long. RefSeq lists its product as uncharacterized. Lineage: Eukaryota; Viridiplantae; Streptophyta; Magnoliopsida; Fabales; Fabaceae. The transcript has 7 exons. The record is from RefSeq and is a predicted model, not a curated record. Gene Ontology annotation, molecular function: lipid binding. Bases 339 to 2768 code for a protein of 809 amino acids. Gene Ontology annotation, cellular component: endoplasmic reticulum.
CGCUUAAAUCUUCCUCUCCCACUCAUAUAUUGUUACAAUCACAACAUUUCAUUUCAUGCACACAUUUCUCAAACUUCCAUUCAUUCAUUCACAAAAUACCCAAAAUUCAAUUCAAAACAAAACAAAAAAAACCCCCAAAAAUGUUAUUUUUUCUUUGGGUACAAAAAAAUCGAUUUUUUUCUAAGCCAAAAAAGUGAUUUUGCAGUAUUCUUUCAGCAUCUGAUUCCAAUUCCUUCACAAUUCUUCAUCUUCAACUUGUUUCUUCAAAAGGGUAUCAUCAAAAUCAACUCUUUUAUCGAUUCCCUCAUCUGGGUCGUUUCAACAUUCCCAAAAUUCGAAUGAUUGAAGAAAUGAUUAUGGUUUCUUUGUUGGUCCUCUUUGGUUUUUUUCUUGGUGUUAUUGUUGUUGUUGCUGCGGAAUUUCUUGGUUUCUUGUGGAUCCUUAAACGACUUCGUAGGAAGAUUAAUAGUGAUAAAGCCAAAUUUUCAUCAAUUAGAAACCAACUUGAUCGUAGUAGUAGUUGCAGUUCACAAAUUGAUUCUCAUCAAUCUUUCAAAAAAGAGGGUGUAGUUUGGGUUUUAGAACCAGAGAAGGUUUCAAAGUACUUUGUGGAAAGAUCAUCAAAAGAGGUGAAAAGGAAAAAAGAGCUUUUCGAGGUUUCUCCUGUUAGGAAGUAUGGUAAUAUCAAAUGUCAGUCACUUGUUCUCACUGAGCCUGAUGGAUCGCAUACAACCAUUCAGCUCAAAGGAUGCAUCGUUGAAGCUGUUUCUGCCACAAGCGCUCCUACAAAAAAAUGGGCAAAAAAGUACCCCAUCAAAGUGGAAAACAGGACCUCUGUGAUAUACCAUGGAAGCAAAACUCUUUAUGUAUAUCUUGAGACUUCAUCUGAGAAAGAGGCAUGGUGUAAGGCCCUUCGUUUGGCAUCAUGUGAUGAAAGAGAAAAACUCCAAUGGUAUUCGCAGUUGCAAGAAGAGUUUCAUAGUUAUCUGACAUCAUUAAAUACUGAAUAUCAUUCUUUUAUGAAACCAACAGUAGGAUUAAGUGUUGAUGCAAUAGAAAGGGCUACUAAGACGGAUGGAUCUUCCUCAAAGGUCCGUCAGUUUUUGAAAAAAAUUACGAGAAAAUCUUCCCGAGUUGGAUUGGAUAACAAAUGGACUUCAUUCUCAGGCCACGAAGACAAAAAGAAAACCGAGAAACUUCGGGCUUGCCAAGAUGCAGUUUUAGCCACUAGCUACAUGAAAAAUGCUGCAGCAACUAGUCUUCCGAGAAGUUCCAUAUCAGAAGAUGCUCCAUCGCUAUCAUCAUCCCUGUCUCGCUCAGGAAGCCAAAGUCAUUUUUCUGUCUGUUCUGACUCUGAUGAAAAGUUUGGUAUUGAUGAGGGAACAUUAUGUUGGAAUUUGUUGAUUUCCCGACUCUUUUUUGAUAUCAAAGGCAAUGAGCAAGUGAAGAAAUCCGUGCAAGAGAGAAUUCAGAGGACAUUGUCCAACAUGAGAACUCCCGCAUAUGUCGGUGACGUCGUCUGUACAGACAUCAACAUGGGAAAUGUUCCACCCUGUAUCAUUGGGAUGAGGGUUCUUCCGAUGGAAAUGAGCGAGGUAUGUGCCUUGGAGGUUGACAUCGAAUAUUCUGGAAGUGCAAUAUUGGAGAUUGAAACAAGGCUAGAAGUUGGUGAGCUAGAGAAAGAGGGCUCAAAUCCCGAGUCGAACAAUGUUGGGUCUGUCCCAUCAGAUAUUAUUCAAGAUUUCGAGAAUUUAGAUAAGCAAUUAGGUCUUGCAGAAGGAAUGAAUGAUUUGCAAGAGCCUAAAGAAGAUGGUGACUGGAACAAUGAUGUGUCAAAGAAGUUAAGGAGCAAUACACCUUCCACAACUCAUGGAUCAAGAUGGAAAUCUAUGUUAAAUUCUGUUGCCAAGCAUGUUUCACAGGUUCCUAUCUCUUUGGCAAUAAGGGUAGCAUCCCUCAGAGGGACACUGCGUUUUUUUAUAAAGCCGCCACCCGCCGAUCAACUGUGGUAUGGUUUCACAUUUAUGCCUGAUAUUGACUUCAACUUGGAAUCAUCUGUUGGAGAACACAAGAUAAACAAUACACACAUUGCUUUGUUCCUGAUCAACCGGCUCAAGGCAGCAAUUCGGGACACUUUAGUGCUCCCAAAUAGUGAAAGCGUAGGCAUUCGAUGGAUGCUAGCGGAAAAAGAUGAUUGGGUUCCUCGGAAUGUUGCACCUUUCAUAUGGAUCAACCAAGAAUCUGGGAAUGAAAUUUCAAAUCCAAUUGAUACGAAUAAUCAAACUUCUGGUGGAGUGAAAGCUAGUGCAAAGACCUCAGGUGAUAGUCCAGAACCGAAACUACAAAAACUGUUUAGUAGCGAAUCGAGACAAGAUCCAGCCAGGAAAUCAGAUUCUCAAGCAUUUCCGUCAAGUUUCUCUUUUUCAGCAGCAAUAAGGAAUAGUAAAAGCUUUGACGAACUGUCAAAACCUUUAUUAGAAAGUGGCCAACAACAAGAAACUACUGAUUUGAAAGAUCUUAGUAUGCCUUCAUUAGAAAGUGACCACGAAGCUAGCGAAGAGAAGACGGAUGAUGUUUCUGUUAGCAGUUCGCCUUCGAAUAGUGCAGUGAUGGAUAGGUCAAUCAGUUCGGCUCAACAGGAUGAUGAUUCAAUGCCGAAAAAAAUUGGAAGAAGGGAAAGGUUUCUUGAUUUUCGAAAGAAAAUGAGCGAGAAAGUAGGAGGCCAAAAAAAAUUGGAAGAAGUGAAAGGAUUCUUGUUGAGAAGAUGAAAGCUUCGGAGAAAUAAAACACACAAAGUAAAUGUCAGCAUGAUCAAGUAUUUGUUACUGACUUCUUGGUUCUUAUCAUGUCAGAGAUUAGUAUCAUUCAUUCAUAAAAUAAGAAUGUUGGUAUCAAGUAUUGUUUCAUUGAUGAGUUGUAUAUUUUUUAGGGGCUUAGAAGAUCAAAUGGAAUUACAUAUAUAGAUACAAAAGAAAUACUUUAAUUGCAUUCAACUUGAGUUCCAAAAUUCUUUGACUUGGUUCUCUUGUAAAUUUGCAAUAAUUAUAUGAUAGAUGAUUCUUUUAAUAGUUUGGAUACCAAAUAAUCUUGUGACAGACAAAUGCUAUACAAAUCCAUAUAUAGUUGCUCUUUAUUUGAGGGGUACUUUCAUUUUA